Molecule: messenger RNA, 3215 nt
Organism: Alosa sapidissima (American shad)
Lineage: Eukaryota; Metazoa; Chordata; Actinopteri; Clupeiformes; Clupeidae
Product: motor neuron and pancreas homeobox protein 1-like
Exons: 3
Coding region: 896-1969 (357 amino acids)
Biological process (GO): central nervous system development; spinal cord motor neuron cell fate specification; regulation of DNA-templated transcription
Cellular component (GO): nucleus
Molecular function (GO): sequence-specific double-stranded DNA binding; DNA-binding transcription factor activity, RNA polymerase II-specific
Source: RefSeq, a predicted model, not a curated record
ACAAGUUAGGAAUUGUUUUAUUGUGGUUUUACUUGUUGUAUUGAUGAGUGUUUUUAAAUGCAAAAUAAGAGCCGUCUCCAAUCUAAACAAGUCCAAUGUUGCUGUGGUCAAACAAGAACAUAAGCAGGUAAAAAAUACAGAAAUGCCUGGGAAAUAUAUUAAUAAAACCAGAUUUAUUUGUUAAACACACGAAGGGCAUUUGUUUAGCCUUUACAGAUCAGGAUCUAUCGGUGUUGCUAUACUUACAUCGGCUCACUAGAGCCUUUGUUGUGAAGGACGAAAAGCCUCUGACGCGCUCAGUAGAUGUGACACGUUUCCCUAAAACAAUCAUGAAUAGUCUGUCUAACAUUUAGACAUGUCUACGUGCGACUGCAUGUGUGCUCUUAUUGCACAAUAAUUUGUUUAAGCUUUUGGGAUCAGUCUGGGUGCCAAUGGCAAGAUACAGAGAGAGAGAGAAGAGAGAGAGAGAGGCGGAGUAAAUAUGAGUGUAAUUAGUUAAUUAGAAAGCUUUUGACUACGCCGACCUCUCUCGGUGGAGGAGCUGUGACCAAUCAGAGAGCCGCCCUGUAGGAGCACGGAGAAGUGCGUCAAAAAGUUGUUGGCGGCACUUGAAGCUGUCAGUAAGCAUAGAGAGGGACAAAGGGACCACGUCAAGUCACACUAAAUGUUAAAGAGCAUUGCAAGGCAAAUACGGCACAAGCUGAAGCGUAAUAGCCAAACAGAUUUCGAAAAAAAAGGUCGGGUAUGCAGCGAUUUGAUCAGAUUAAGUAGGCAGACUUGAUUUACAAAUUUGCGCAAUUUUACUGACCAUUUUCUGGAUGCAAAUAUUUGUUCGAAUUUCGAAUUUUAAUUUCACUUUAAUAUAAAAGUAUUGCUGGCUGCAAAGCAAUACUAAAUGAGAACGUGCUCUGAGUCAUCUCAGGUUCCAGUUGCCCUCAUUGAGUUGAAAACCUUCACACUUAUGACCAUGGACAAGUCUAAGAACUUUCGCAUCGAUGCCCUGUUGGGAGCGGAAUCACGGCCGUUCAGCCACACGGGCUCACCGACCCACUGCGGGGACAGCAUGGAGGGCAGAGCAGUGGCAUGCAGACAGACAGAAACAUCUCCCCGCGGGACAACCGGAAUCAUCCCAAUCCAAACCGGAAUUAUCCCCAAACCGGGCCUUUUGAACAUCUCCACCCCGGGAAUUACUUCACUGUCCCAAACUACCAUACCAGGGAUGUACCCGGCACCCAUGUACUCCCUCGCCGCUCUUGGGGCUCAGCAUCCAGCGUUCUCCUACUCGGGCUUCCCGCAUAUGCCAUACCCUGAGGCGCACUUGAAGGCGGCCGCUAUGGCUGGUGGGUUUCCGCUGGAGCACUGGAUCCGGGCGGGGAUGAUGAUGCCACGUCUCGCAGACUACAGUGCUCCGCAGGCAGGCCUGAUGGGGAAGUGUCGGCGGCCCAGGACGGCCUUCACCAGCCAGCAGCUGCUGGAGCUGGAGAACCAGUUCAAGCUGAACAAGUACCUGUCUCGGCCCAAGCGCUUCGAGGUGGCCACCUCUCUCAUGCUCACGGAGACACAGGUGAAGAUUUGGUUCCAGAACCGCCGUAUGAAGUGGAAACGAAGCCGCAAGGCCAAGUCCGGCCAGCAGGGGUCAGAGGUCAGGCUCCUGGGGUCCAAGCGGUCCGGUAAGCCUGGCGGCGCCGGCGACACCCGUCGCUCCAGCGCCCACGACGAUGACGAGGACCUGGAGUGCGAGGAAGAGGAGGAGGAGGAUGAGGAAGAUGAGGCCGAGGAGGAGGAGACGGGGUUCCGGGCCUCCGUGGGGGCAAUAGGAGGGGCUGGGGGCAUGCGGGGGGUGGCGGCGCCCCGUCAGGUGGACUUCUCGCAGCACUCGUCGGAGCUCAGCUACAGCUCCCACGGCUCCUACUCCGAGGACGAGCUGGACGAGCUGAGUGUGGACAGGAGGACCGGCGUGGCGUUAUGAGGAAGUGACAUCGAGGCCGUCCCGUUAACCAUGCUUGUUGCAUCCUUGAAAUGCACCUUUAGGUAUCCACUGUUUGUGACGUGAUUGAAGGGCACGGAGCAUGGUGCUCAAAUCCGCUUUCCUUCUUUGACCCCACUCUUCCCUCUUUAUACCCCUGUUGCCCACUCUAAUACUUCACAAAAGUGGUACUUUGAGGUGCACUGUCAGAAGUGCAAGUGCACAAGUGCUCAAGUGCACAAGUGCUCAAGUGUGCAUCAGCGGGAUGCGGCCACUUCAGCUUCCUCUUUCUGAAUUACAUUCCUGACUCUGGGUGACUGACCACUGAAACCUCCCCAUGCACUCAGUAUGUACAGUAUAGGCCACUUCUACAGCGGUUUGGACUGAAGAAAAAAGAAGAAAAAACAAGAAGAAAAAAAAAGACUGUUACCUGUUAUGAAUUCAGGAGGAGGGGACCAUUAUUAAAGACUGCUCAACUUCUCUUUUUCCCCUGUUAUUACCCAACCCAACAUUAUGGGAUUUUGAUAUGACAGACUACAUCUUCACUGAGUAAAAUCCCAAAGUCAUCCCCAAGUCCACCCGUUCACAACAACAACAAUAAUAAGGUCCUUUUUUGUAUUUAAAUAAUCUUUUGGAAAUUAUAAACUGUGCCAAUGCACAUACCAAAUAGCAGUGAUAUUGCAAUGUAAUGCCAAAUAGCAGACAUUCUUAGUACCAUUCACAAGUGUAAUUCAGUUAGGCUACAAUUGAAUGAUUCUGGCCUGGUUCCAUGUAUAGGCCUACAUAUCACUAUUAGAGGACUGAUCUGAACAAAAGAGCCAUGCUUGUAGAUCUCUGUCUGUCUUCUGUCUGUCUGUCUGUCUGUCUGAGAAAAGCAAGUCACUUAAAAUGAGUUUACUUUAAGCACUGUACAAAUGGGAUUUCUUUCCUUACUCAUUUGUCAUGUUAGUGGUGUCAUUGUUUAAUGUUAUUUAAAUUGUUUAAAUUAUAUUUAAUUUAUUGGCUUUUAAAUAAAUUAUAGUAAUUAUUACUAGUCACUGUCUAUAGCCUAUAAAAAAAAACAAAAAAAAAACAUAGCAAUGAAAAUACAUUAGCCAAAUAAAUGCUGCAUUUUCUUAAAUGACAAAUAAAAACAGUGUGGCUUGGGCAAUAUUUUUGAAGUCCUUAAACCAGGUGUUGUCCUUGCCAUUUCUGCAUCUGUGCAUUUUGCAGUUGUCUUGUAUUGUAACUGGAUGUUUUUGUGUCUGCA